This is a messenger RNA of Babesia microti strain RI, 3666 nucleotides long. RefSeq names its product splicing factor 3B subunit 3. The record is from RefSeq and is a predicted model, not a curated record. Lineage: Eukaryota; Apicomplexa; Aconoidasida; Piroplasmida; Babesiidae. The coding region runs from base 1 to 3666 and encodes 1221 amino acids. Gene Ontology annotation, molecular function: U2 snRNA binding; protein binding. Gene Ontology annotation, cellular component: nucleus; U2 snRNP. Gene Ontology annotation, biological process: mRNA splicing, via spliceosome. The transcript has 5 exons.
AUGCCCAUUCUGUACCACCUGACACUGAAAAAGCCCACAGCCGUUGUAACGGCUGUAGUUGGAAACUUCAGCAACUCUAAGAAGCAGGAAAUAGCGCUUGCACGGGGGCAUACCUUGGAGCUUCUGCAAGCAGAUGAUCAGGGGAAACUCAAUUGCGUAUACAGUACUGAAGUUUACGGAAUAAUACGCUGUAUUGCUCCCUUUAGACUAACAGGCGCUUCUCGGGAUUACUUGGUCGUGACCAGUGACUCGGGCAGAAUUGUCAUACUCGAAUUCAAUACUGCCAAAAACAACUUUGAUCGUGUCCAUUGCGAGACCUAUGGGAAAUCAGGCAAUAGAAGGAUCGUACCCGGACACUUUUUAGGCGUUGACCCUAAAGGUAGGGCUUUGAUGUUGGCAGCAUUAGAACGCCAAAAAUUUGUAUACAUUCUCAACCGAGAUAACAAAUCUAAUCUCACCAUAAGCAGUCCUUUGGAGGCACAUAAGAGCCAUUCAAUUUGCCACUAUCUCACUGGCAUUGACGUGGGCUUUGACAAUCCCAUCUUUGUCACCAUAGAACAGAAUUACGCCACAGUCAAUGGAGAUUUAUCCAGUUCAUCUGUGGGCGAUGAAUCAAAAAAAUAUUUGUCAUUUUGGGAAAUGGACUUGGGUCUAAACCAUGUAACCAAAAAGAUAUCCAUGCAAACUGAUGCAACAGCACAUAUGUUAGUCCCCAUUUGCGGAGGUACUGAUGGCCCGGGAGGGGUGCUUGUUUGUUGUGAAAAUUACCUAAUUUACACAAAACCAGAUCAUCCUGAAUUAUGUUGCGCUUAUCCCAGACGAUUAGAAUGCUCUCAGGAUACGGGGAUUUUGAUCAAUGCCUGGGUCGUGCACAAGAUGGUAGAUUUUUUCUUUAUCUUACUCCAAACAGAGUAUGGGGAUUUACUAAAGGUUGAAAUCGUAUCUAACGAUCAAACCGUUAAGGAGAUCGUCUGCAGGUACUUUGACACCGUGCCCAUAGCUAACUCAUUAUGCGUUUUGAAGACUGGAUAUUUAUUUGUGGGCUCCGAGUUUGGCAAUCACUGUUUCUACCAGUUCAUAUCACUGGGUAACGAUGAAACAACCGCAUGUACUUCACUGCAUCCAGAAGGGGGAAAUGCCAUAGUUGCAUUCAAUCCUAGAAGCCCUAAGAAUUUGUUAUUAGUUGAUGAGCUAACUUCUUUAAGCCCGGUGGUGGACAUGAAGAUAGCCGACGCAAGAGGAUUGGAUACAUCGGAAAUAUAUUUGGCUUGUGGAAGGGGUUCGAGAUCCACCUUUCAAAUUCUCAGACCCGGGAUAUCAGUCGAGGAACUGGCCAACAAUGAGCUUCCUGGGUAUCCAAGGUACGUAUUCUCUCUAAAGGAUAAAAAUGCGGACGAUUGCGUUGGGUACAUUAUCGUUGUAUUUGAGGGCAAUACACUGGUGUUAUCAGUAGGUGAUGCAGUGGAAGAAGUGUCAAACAGUUUUUUCAACACUGAAACAACGACUUUAUGCGCUAUGUUGAUGUACGACGAUUCUUUUAUCCAAAUCCACGAGGGGGGUAUUCGCCAUAUCAUCGAUAAUCAUGUUUCCGAGUGGAAGCCACCAACUAGUAAACGCAUAAAGUGCUGUUCCGCUAACACUCGCCAAAUUUUGAUUGCUUUGAGCGGUGGUGAAGUUAUUUAUUUUGAGAUCGAUGAAUCCCAUGCCCUUGUGGAGAUAUUUAAGCGAAAUUUUGGGGUGGAUAUUACUUGUAUGGCGAUACAGGCCGUCCCAACAGAUAGAGUUUACAGCUCAUUUGGCGCCAUUAGCGGGUUGGAUAAUGUGGUUAAACUGAUUUCGUUGGAGAAGGAAAAGGGUCUGAAACAACUAUCAACCCAAUUGCUCCCCAACAAUGCUACUGCAGAGUCGGUAUGCAUUGCACAAAUAGAUUCACUGGGCCACAUGCGCCGCAACAGUUCACUCUUCUUAGUUGUGGGUCUAAACACGGGUGUAAUGAUCCGCUCGAACAUCGACGCCAUAACAGGCGCACUGUCAGAUCAGCACUCAAGAUUUCUAGGGGCUAGGGCUGUCAGGUUCAGCCUCGUAAAGGUGGGUGACGGAAUGGGCUUUAUGGCUAUGUCAGAUAAGAGCUGGCUGUGUUAUGCGCACCAGGGUAAGCUAUUCACGUCCUACAUCAACUACGAUAUGGUGGAACACGUGGCUAGCUUUUGUUCUUCCCACUGUAGCGAUGGAUUUGUUGCAAUUUCCGGCAAUUCUCUGCGCAUUUAUCGCUGUUUAAACCUUGGACAAGAGUUUAGCCAAUCGGUCGCACCACUAACAUACACUCCUAGGAAAAUAUCAAUUCUGCCUAGCUUGUCCCCAAUCACAGAUAAUGGCACAGAAACUGGAGUAACCAAGAACAGGCACAUGCUUGCGAUAGUGGAGUGCGAUCACAACACUUACGAUGAAUUGACCAGGACAGAGAUCAAGAAGGGGCUAGAAAAUAUAAUGCCUGAAGGAGAACAAGCCGAGGACGUGGAAUUGGGGUUAUACAAGGCCGGAGAGGGCAAAUGGGGAUCUUGCGUGCGGAUUAUAGAUCCAACUACACUCAGCACCGCAGCAAAACUUCUAUUGGAUACAGACGAAGCUGCAAUAAGUUGCUGUGCCUGUGAUUUGGAGGGCUACAGGUGCUUGGCAGUCGGUACAGUAACAGGAUGGAAUCUAGCUAACUCUAAUUCUAAUAGCUGCCACAUUCGCAUGUAUGCAUACGGACCAAACUUUGAGAUAACAUUUUUGCACUCGACGAAGGUUACGGGCAUACCCCGCGCCCUGUUGGCCUAUGAGGGUAGGUUGUUGGCCGGAGUGGGCCCAGAUGUGAUUUUAUACGCUCUAGGCAAGAGGCAGCUUCUGAAAAAGGCCGAGUAUAGGGGAGGGGUAAUUGAUAUACAGGGCUAUGGAGUUGCCACGCCUAGAACUAUAGGAAACGGGGGGCUCUUCGGCGUGAUGUGGCUAGGAGCCUCAGGCAACCGGAUUUUCGUGGGUGACAUCAGAGAGAGUAUAACUGUCCUCAAGUUUGACGAACAGAUGGCUAAAUUAUCACUGAUUUGCGAUGAUAUAAGACCGAGGUGGAUUACUGGCGCCACAGUUCUUGACCAUCAUACGGUGGCGCUUGUAGAUAAAUUUGACACUUUUGCCGUGUGUAGGGUUCCUUCUGAAGCCUCUGCCUCAAACUUGAGCAGUGCCCUAAAUUCGGGGUCCUUAGAGGCUGUUAUGCCUACGAUUUUGGGCGUUGGGAACAAAUUCGAACAGGAGGCCCAGUUCCACCUGGGCGAUCUGUCCACAUGCAUUGACAAGGUUACUUUGUGCUCCGGUUGUACUGAGGCAGUAGUUUACGCCACUAUUUUGGGCAGUAUUGGUGCCUUGAUCCCCUUCAUCAGCAGCGACGAGCUGGAUACUUUGCAGCACUUGGAGUUGCUAAUGGCGAAUGAAAACCCACCAUUAUCAGGACGCGAGCACAGCAUUUAUCGUUCAUAUUACGGGCCUGUCCAGCACGUAAUUGAUGGCGAUCUUUGCGAGGAAUUUGAGAGUCUGGACAGCAUAACCCAGUCGCGCAUCGCCGCCAAGAUUGACAAGACAGUUACGGAGAUUAUUAAGAAGUUGCGCGAUAUCAGAAGUAGACUGAUUUGA